UGAAGAGGACAAGAGGCUGCUCCUUAAGAGAUGGGGCAGCGAUCGCGGUGCUGAUGCUGGUACUGGUGCGGUUGCUGUCGUCGGUGGUCCCGGUUGGGGGUGGGAGGGGUUCAUGAGGGGAGGCGGAUGGCGGGUAGGGGUUGCGGUAAACGUGCUGGUGAUGUUUGUCGUCUUAAUCACGGGGUUUGUGUGUUUGCUAGUGGCCAUCUCCCGGGUGUCGCCAGAGGAGGGAAGGUCGGCUAUCUUCACGGGCGACUGUGGCACGGCGAGGGCGAUGGAUUGGGGGUUGCAUGCCGUGAUUAACGUGUUUGCGGCGGUCAUGGUCGCGGCCGCGAACUACACUUUCCAGGUCCUCAGCAGCCCAACGAGAGACGAGGUGAGCGCGGCGCAUUGGAGGAGGGACUGGUUGGAGAUCGGUGUCCCGUCACUUCGAAACUUGAGGCGUAUUCGGGGCAGUCGGGCGCUGUUGGCCAUUGUGGUUCUGGCGACUGCGCUUGUGACGCCAGUAAUGUAUAAUGCCGUAGUCUUUGUCUCGAAAACGGCGCCGGACUUCAAGGCGGCCAUGGUCGGCGAGUCAUUUCUCAGGGGCGCGACUCUGAGCGAUGAUAUUUCGAACAAUAAGGGGAGCGGGCUCAACCGUCCCGAACUCCUGGUCCUCCAGCAGCGGACAGCGAGAGGCGAGCUUGUCCGCCUCUCCACGCCUGCGUGUAUCGACCAGUUCAGCGGAGCUUUCGAGGCCGAGUACUCGGCCGUGCUCCUGGUCUCCAAGGAGCUCGAAGACAUGUCCCUCGCUCAGGGGUCGGACAUCAACCCCAUCAGCACCCCCGUUCCCGACCGCUCCUCCAUCCAAUACUGCCUCGCCCAGCGAGCCCCGGCUCCGACAUGCGAAGUCGAUCUGAACGCGCCCCUGCUGGGCUCUGUGGCCCUAGUCAAUUCGAUCGCCCUCGUGGCCGCCGUCGCCGUGCUGUUCAAGUGGCCGUCAUCGUUUCACCCUCUCGUCACCCUCGGUGAUGCCAUCUCCUCCUUCCUCCAGGACCCCGAUCCGACCACCCAGGGAGCCUGCCUCCUCUCCAAAACCGAUAUCUGGCACGGCCGCUGGCCGCUGACAACGGCCAAGUGCUGGGUGUCCCGGAAACACUACUGGCUGCGCAGCGUCCCCUUCCCCCUCUGGAUUGCCACCGCUACCGUCUGGGCCGUCUGCCUCGGCCUGCUCGCCGCGAGUCUGGCCCACGCGCUGAGCAUGGACCCUUCCGCGCGGCUUUCGCCGCCGGGUUCCGCCUCCCCACACGCGCUGCUGGCCCUCCCCAACACGGCCCCGGCGCGGGCGGGGACGGGGACCGGGGGGGCGCUCGUCGCGGCCCUCCCGCAGCUCCUCCUGGCGGCCCUCUACCUGACCGCGAACGCGCUGCUGACGAGCUACCACCUCUCGCACGAGUCCUCCCUCUUCGCCGCCGCCGCCGCCGCCCCGACCGCCUGGCCCCGCCCGCUGCGCGUCUCCUCCGCCGACCCCGCCGGCGCCCAGACGUCCUCCCUAUACCUGACCCUCCCGCACUCCGUCUCGGCCGUGCUCGUGUGCCUGUUCGCCGGCCUGUCGCUCGUGCUGAGCCAGAGCGUCUUCGCCGUUGUCGUGCGGCGCGUCGAGGCGCGCGUGUCGUCGUCGUCGUCGUCGCUGUCGUCGCCGGCAGGGAACGCUGCUGCUGCGGCUACGGCGCCGCCGAUUGUCGCGCUCGGGCUGAGCGGUGUCGGGUUGGUGGUGCUGCUCGCGGCGCUGGUCGGACUGGCGGCGGCGGUCCUGGGCAUGGGGCUGCGCCGCGCUCCGCCCGCGGGACCGGCGAAGGAAAAGACGCUGGGCAACCCGAUGGUGCUGCCCGGGGGCUCGUGCAGCGCGGUCAUCAGCGCGCGGUGCCACCCGCUGGCGAGGGAGAAAGGGCUGUGGAUGAAGCCGGUCAUGUGGGGGGUGGUGAGGGAGGACGGCGGGCCCUUAGGGAUCAGCCAUUGCGGGUUCACGGCGGGAAGGGCUGGGCCGCUGGAGGCGGGGAGGAGUUAUGCUUGAUCAUGUUCUACUUCUCUUGUUUGUCUUCUUAAGACU
This is a messenger RNA of Thermothelomyces thermophilus ATCC 42464, 2089 nucleotides long. RefSeq lists its product as uncharacterized. Bases 509 to 2053 code for a protein of 514 amino acids. The record is from RefSeq and is a predicted model, not a curated record. NCBI's taxonomy places the organism in Eukaryota, Fungi, Ascomycota, Sordariomycetes, Sordariales, Chaetomiaceae. The transcript has 2 exons.